GAUGAGGAACACAAGAUGUUGCAGAGGCUGAAUAAUUUGCAGUCACACAACUAAACGGCAGAAUUGGGACUGUAAUCCAGGCCUUCUGAUUUUAAACCAUGGGAUUAAUGAAAUUGUAUUCCAUCCCCUCCAUUGAUGUUUGCCUGGGCCCUGUCUUGUUCAGGAUAUCAACUGAGUAUUUUAAGUUAAUUUAAAGUUAGCAAAGCUCACCCUCCGCUACGCGCAUGCGUCCCUUCCUUUUCCCAUGGUAGGAAAAAAAAGACACCGCCUCCUUUCGCUUUGCUCCUCUUUUGGCCCCUGUGCUUGCCGUCGCCCGUGGGGAGGUGUUCACUGGUUGAAGUGAUGGCGACUGGGACCCCAGAUUCCCAAGCACGAUUCGGUCAGUCUGUGAAGGGGCUUCUCACGGAGAAAGUGAACACCUGUGGUACUGACGUGAUCGCGCUCACCAAGCAGGUGCUGAAGGGCUCCCGGAGCUCCGAGCUGCUAGGUCAGGCCGCUCGAAACAUGGUACUACAGGAAGAUGCCAUCUUACACUCAGAAGAUAGUUUAAGAAAAAUGGCAAUAAUAACGACACAUCUUCAAUACCAGCAAGAAGCUAUUCAGAAGAAUGUUGAGCAGUCAUCAAAUCUACAGGACCAGUUAAAUCAUCUGUUGAAGUAGAACGUGUUAUGAGAGUGCAAAAGCGCUUUGCCUGACACUGAGGAGGAAAUAUCUUACAUAACCACUGUGCUAUGGGUUUGAUUUUCCAUUUUCUUCUCUAAAAGUUAAGUUAGAAUAAGAUCUGUGAUGAUAAACAGUUUCUCCUGAAAGGAAGUUAAGUGACUGAAUUUUGAAAGCACUUCUUGAAUCAAACCAACCCAUGCUUUUAUUGAAUUUUUAAGUUGCUCUGUUAAUUUGAUGUUAAAGCAAAAUUAAAAGAUCUUAGUUUUUCUCAUAGAACUUUAAUAUGUCAAAAGCCAUAUUGUCUAAAUGUGUUUCUUAAGCAAAUACUGAGUAGUGUUUUAAAUUCAGACUUAAGAGCUUCUAUUGUGAAUGUAUAAGAAUGAUUAAUAUUGGUUUUAAAGACUUUUUUCUUUUAAUCAUACAUUCAGGAAAUAUUUUAAUUUCAUGGUCACAGAAUGGUGAUUAGGUAAUACCUGUUGUUUUCUUUUCUUUUCUAGUAACUAAGAGGAGAUAGUUAUUUUAUUUGUUGUAGCAAAUUCCUGCAUGAAAAUUAGGCAAAUGGUAUCAUAUCUGGCCAGCUGCAAC
Molecule: messenger RNA, 1248 nt
Organism: Kogia breviceps (pygmy sperm whale)
Lineage: Eukaryota; Metazoa; Chordata; Mammalia; Artiodactyla; Physeteridae
Gene: BORCS7
Product: Bprotein-1 related complex subunit 7
Cellular component (GO): BORC complex
Source: RefSeq, a predicted model, not a curated record